UCGCUUUUAUUCGCUUACCGCUAUCUCGCCUCGCUGUAAGACGGCUUCGUGGACAAAAUCUAUGUCAGGGGUCUUGGCUUCUCCAUGGAAGAGUGGGUUCCUUUGUUCAAUAUUUUCCUUCACUCACGCUCUGCAGAAGGGGAGGCGUCCUUUUGGAUGCAGCAAAACCCCAUGAAGGCUUCUACUUUCCUCGCCCUACUCACCAGAGACGUCCUCUAUUACCAAGCCUCUGCCCAACAGUAUCAACGAGCGGCAGAGAAAACGCCAUCAUCACCACCUUCUUCUUCUUCACAGGCUCAUUCCGUUGUUAACAAAUGCAUGUGGAUUGAGACUCUCCCGAAUGCAAUGCAAUCUAAAAUACUGUCAUUUCUGACCAUAGAACAUUUGAGAUUUCAUAAGAGCGACCUCUGUCUUUUAGCUACCAACAUUUUGAAACAGCCAAAUUUGGAAUUUUGGGUCAUGAAAUCUGCAAAGAAUUUGCUUAAUACGGUCAGGGGAGAUGGUUUAUGGCCUGUGCAUUUAGAUACAGACGAUGAAUUCAAUGCUUUGCCUCAGUGGCUUAAGGAUGGGAACGUAAAUGACCAUGCUAUCCUUCCUUGGCUUCCUUUGUCUCCACAAUCGGUUUCGCGGAUUACUUCGGAAAAAGUUUCUCGAGCUAUGGAUGAGGUUUUUGAGUUGCAAGAAGAAGAAAUGAUUGACCAGGUAAUGGAUGAUAGUUUAAGAAAUGAGGAUGGCCAUUUAGAACCGGUUUCCCUCAGUUCAGAGCUUGAACCUUCUAUUAGAGCUAGAGCUCUUAAGUUGAAAGAAGAACUUUUGAGUUUUGGUGAGCAUGGUGAUGCCAUUAGAGCCUCUCAUUUUGCUGAUGAAAUUAGAAAUCUAUGUGGUCUUGCACAUACCAUGUCAGUGUUGGGUAUCAUUGAACCUUGGAAGGCGGAUAAUGCGACUGCAUUGCACAUUUUGAAUAAUCUUGUAAGUGAGAAUGAAAGCUGUGAUUAUGAGAGGCUGAGCCAGGUUAUGUGCUCUUUUCUUCUUCCCAGUUUGUUGGUGCUAAAUGAGCCAGCUUCGCGCCUACUGAUGAGCAACACCCUCAAGUAUGCAAAGCUGCAUCAGAGUGCAGCAGCAGAUGCGAUCUUUCUUCCAUUGAUAUUGCGAAAUGAGGGAAUGAACAUUCACAUCUGUGAUGUACUUAGUAGAAUCGUUAGGGAAUGCAUGCACUCAGUUCAACUUUCAUCUUUGUGCCAGAAGUUGCUAACUGAAGAAAGCUUGUCCAAGGUAGUCGUGUGUCAGCCUUGCCAUCGAAAAGAUUUCAUCUCAGAUUGUUUAGUAUGGACGGAGCCCCUAAUUGUUCUUUUUCAGAAUAUGUUGAAUCAGAAUGUUUAUUUAACUGAAGAUACAGUCGACUCCUUAGUCUCUUCCCUCAGGAAUGUUGCUGAAAGAUUUUCUAAAUCCUUGAAAUUUGUGAACUUUAUUAUUUUCUUAGUGGGGAGGUAUGGUUCUCUGCUAAAGGUUCAUAAAGUUACGUUGUUAAAUAUGGCGGAGAACACUGAUACAUUUAUUUCAUCAUCUUUAAUAUCUAAGCUUAAUCACUUGUAGCUAUGGAUGUGACACAUUUUACUGCAAGUCAAGCUGAUCUAAACGACACAUGUCUUAUUCAUUGUCAAUAUUUGUGUUAUGUAUAUAUGUGUAACUUGGAAUUGGUGCUCUCAUGCUUGAUCUUCUGACUCUCAAAAGACAGCAAAACAAACCA
Molecule: messenger RNA, 1747 nt
Organism: Nymphaea colorata (pocket water lily)
Lineage: Eukaryota; Viridiplantae; Streptophyta; Magnoliopsida; Nymphaeales; Nymphaeaceae
Exons: 2
Coding region: 85-1593 (502 amino acids)
Biological process (GO): interstrand cross-link repair
Cellular component (GO): Fanconi anaemia nuclear complex
Source: RefSeq, a predicted model, not a curated record